Molecule: messenger RNA, 2753 nt
Organism: Gossypium arboreum
Lineage: Eukaryota; Viridiplantae; Streptophyta; Magnoliopsida; Malvales; Malvaceae
Product: protein ETHYLENE INSENSITIVE 3
Exons: 2
Coding region: 537-2381 (614 amino acids)
Cellular component (GO): nucleus
Molecular function (GO): DNA binding; DNA-binding transcription factor activity
Source: RefSeq, a predicted model, not a curated record
CUUCCUCUCUUUUUUCUUUCCACCUAUAUUCCUCCUUUCACAAUCAGCAGCAGGGAGAUAAGUAGCCACCACCCUCUCCUUCCCAUCUCCUCUCUAUUCAAUAAACAAUAACUCUCUCUCUCUCUUUCUCUCUCUCUCUCUACACUAGUAGAAAGGUUCCAACUUAUAAAACAAACUAAAGGGAUAAUAUUCUCUCUCUCUCUCUCUCUCUCUCUCUCUCUGAAAUUCUUCUGUUUGUUGCUGAAUUUACUUCUUUCAGCUUUUUGGAAUAAACCCAAACUGUGGGUUUUUCCUGGUGAGUCUUGUUUUUAGAUAUGGUUGAGUGGAUCUAUCUACAUGCAAAUGAAUUUGUUUCACUACUUUCUUUGUGUUUUGAUUAUUGAUCCAUGAAAUUUCAGGUUAACAAAGGCUUGUUUGUGGGUGAUUUGAAUUUGUAUCAGCACUUACUGGUAACAGUAGAAAACAUAGUUUUGGGGAAGUUGAAGCUUAUUGGUUGACUGAGAGAUUCCCUUGAGUUUCAGGCUUAUCUUGGAAUAAUGAUGAUGUUUGAUGAUAUGGGAAUUUGUGGGGAUAUGGAUUUCUUCAGUGCUCCUUUUGGGGAAAAAGAUGCGGCCACAGCAACUUUGGCGGCUUCGCAUGCUGAACCAGUGGAAGAUGAUUAUAGUGACGAAGAGAUUGAUGUGGAUGAACUUGAGAGAAGGAUGUGGAGGGACAAAAUGCGUCUCAAACGACUUAAAGAACAGAACAAGAGCAAGGAUGGGGUCGAUAUUGUGAAACAGAGACAGUCUCAAGAACAGGCGAGGAAAAAGAAGAUGUCGAGGGCGCAAGAUGGGAUAUUGAAGUACAUGUUGAAGAUGAUGGAAGUGUGCAAGGCUCAAGGUUUUGUUUAUGGGAUUAUUCCGGAGAAAGGAAAGCCGGUAACUGGGGCAUCUGACAAUCUUCGGGAAUGGUGGAAGGAUAAAGUCAGGUUUGAUCGUAAUGGUCCUGCCGCUAUUGCCAAGUACCAGGCUGAUAAUUUGAUUCCCGGCAACAAUGAUGGGUGUAACCCGAUUGGUCCAACACCACACACCUUGCAAGAACUUCAAGAUACAACGCUCGGUUCCCUUUUGUCUGCACUGAUGCAGCAUUGUGAUCCUCCUCAGAGGCGGUUUCCUUUAGAGAAAGGUGUUCACCCACCGUGGUGGCCUACUGGUAACGAGGAAUGGUGGCCACAUCUCGGAUUGCCUAAAGAUCAAGGCCCUCCCCCUUAUAAGAAACCUCAUGACUUGAAGAAGGCUUGGAAAGUUGGGGUUCUCACAGCAGUAAUCAAGCACAUGUCUCCCGAUAUAGCCAAGAUUCGCAAGCUUGUAAGGCAGUCUAAGUGCUUGCAGGACAAGAUGACUGCAAAGGAAAGUGCAACAUGGCUUGCUAUCAUCAACCAGGAGGAGACCUUGGCUCGAGAGCUUUACCCCGAGUCCUGCCCACCUUUGUCCUCCGGUGGAGGAAGUGGAUCUUUGGUUAUAAAUGACUGCAGUGAGUAUGAUGUUGAAGGGGCAGACAACGAGCCAAACUUUGAUGUGCAAGAGCUCAAGCCCGGGAAUCUAAGUUCAUCUGAUUUGAGUGUGGAUCGAAUGAGGGCCAUCCAACAACCACCUUAUUCUAUUAAGGGAGAAGUUGUCAAUAAUUUGGACUUUAUGCGAAAGAGGAAACCAAGCAAUGAUUUAAACAUCAUGGAACAUAAGAUCUACAAAUGCGAGUUCUUCCAAUGUCCCUACAAUGAACAUCGCUUAGGUUUUCAUGACAGGGCUGCCAGGGACAGUCAUCAAUUAACAUGUCCGUAUCGAAACUCCUCCGCACUGUUUAGUGGUUCAAGUUUUAAUGUUAACGAGGUGAAACCUGUAAUUUUACCUCAAGCAUUUGCGCAAUCCAAGCCAACUGCACCUGCGGUUACUUCCGUCCCAACAUCAUUUGAUCUUUCAGGACUUGGAGUUCCGGAAGAUGGCCAGAAAAUGAUCAGCGAACUCAUGUCGGUUUACGAUAACAACAUUCAAGGCAACAAAAACAUGAAUCCCAGUAACAAUCCAAUCACCGAAGGCCAAAAUAUUCUUCACCCGAAAAUCCAACAGCCACAGGAUGAAUACUUUCGUGGUCAAGGAAACUUCUUCGAGGACUCCAGCAUGCCCAAUAACCAUCAGAUGUUUCAACAAGGGGAAGGUCAAUUCGACCGGUUCAAGGGCCUGAAUUCUCCGUUCGAGACCGAACAUAACAACAACAACAACAACAGCUUCCCGCUGAUGUUCGGGUCUCCAUUCGAUUUGUCUACUUUCGAUUACAAGGAAGAUCUUCAAACAGUUGGGAUGGACACCAUCCCAAGGCAGGAUGUUUCAAUCUGGUUCCAGUAAAACGGUAACGCCUGUCGGAAUAUGCACUAGCUGAAACCUUUUUUUUUUCACUUGGUUAUUGUAAUUUUCUUCCUUGUGUGUAGCUGUAGGAAGUUUAAGCAAGCUUAGCAGCUCUUCAUAUGGGGCUCCAAUAAAAACACAAAAAAAAACAUGGAAAGCACCGUAGGAUCUUGCUACUGAUUUACAUAGGAUAUUACUGUCUCAUAAAUAAGUUAGAUGUAUUGUCUGUAUGGGGUUUUUUCUUUAUUACCUUCUGUCUUAAAACUUUUUUAUCAGUUUACUACCAUGAUGAUGUUUGGUAGGCAUCUGAUUGUGAGUGUUUUGUUGGGUACAUAUGGUUUGUAUUGAAAUGGAAACUCAUUUGUCAGUUAA